Molecule: messenger RNA, 357 nt
Organism: Cylicostephanus goldi
Lineage: Eukaryota; Metazoa; Nematoda; Chromadorea; Rhabditida; Strongylidae
Source: the annotation of a GenBank genome assembly
CUCCUUCUACUCACCUCUGUUCUUAUCCUCUACGUCAAACAAAGACAGCGAGCACGGAUGCAAGUGACAGAGUUAUCGCAAAAGCUGAAGGAGUUGAAGAACAUGGAGAAUGAGUUUGAUUCCGUGCAGAAGAAGUGGAAUGAAGAAAGGAACAAGAGGUCUACUGCUGAUGGUGAGGUCAGCCAGACGGAAGUUGACAGCUUACGAGUGCAGCUGGAAGAAGCAGAGCGUAGGCUGGAGGAGAAUGGAACAGGAGGGGUUCCUCUUGCACUGCAACCACUAUUAAGGAAGACUUGUGAAGUGGAGAUGGCCUUUCUGGAGAAACAAAAGCAAGAGUAUUAUGUUGUUCGUGGUUGA